UUAGCGGUGAGUAUGAUUGUUACGUGACUACCAGCGUGAAACUCAAUUUCCGCGGUGUGUGGACCGCGACUUGGAGGGGAGAAUUGUUUAACUGUUAAACUCUAUCUCGGAACGAGUUACGAGAAACUGGAGGUGACAUGCAUGCUCGUUAAAUUGCGAAGGAAGUAGACCAGGUAAAAUGGACAAAGGUGGAUACCACGUGAUCAUCACGACACGCGAUAAUGAGGUGACGUUAUUAUAAUCAUCACUCGUGAAUCCGUUAGCAGUGAAGAUCCGGAGGUGAACUCCAGUGUCGAAGAAAUUUUCUUAUCGCGAGGAUGUCGACGUAUGCUAUGCUUCUCCUUGGCUUCAGCCUUUUGUCUUUUACCCACGCUUAUGCCGCGGUCCAACGUCCAGGGGUUUUGGAUACGAUUAAAUCGGGUUUGGAAUAUGCCAGCAGCUACAUUGGAAUUGCUAAGGAUAUAGCUGAACUUGUCGCUACGAGCUUGGGACACGAGAAACAAAACCGUGGUGACAAUGGAACUGACCAACCCAGCAAGAACUUUACUGGAAAGAAAAAAUAUUUUGGAAACCAGGGUCUGAUGGCGGCUUUUUUCAAGCUUCUUGGUCUCGAUCCAACUAAGAUCAACGCCAUCGCCGUUAACAGCGCAAUCUUUCUGGCUCAAAUGAUUAGUACUGCCUUCAACUUGAAGUCAAAACUCGAUCGAUCACGAGGAAUGGACUUGAAAUUAGAUGAGGAUCAAGAUCCACUAACAGAUGAUGAUAAAUGGAUUCGAGGUCCGAUGCAGCUUAUUCUUGAUUCGACUAACGAAAGGAUCCAACGUCUCGUCGCUCAAGCAAAAGAUGAAAACUUGCCGAGGCAUCUCGUCGAUCGCAUAGACGGACUCGACACGGAUUGCGUUCGUCUUUUCGUCUGCAAAGCUGCGCCGGUUAUAUGGGCUGCCCAAAAUUCCCUGCGUGGGAAAGGAAACGGAAGUAGGAAAUGGGACAUCACUACGUGGCUCCCUUCGAGAGUGGAGUUUGAAGAAAACGGAGACAAGUGCGAAGAAAAUCACACAGCUUGUCGAUUGUUCCCCGAAUCAUAGCUUUUUGAACAUCUCAAGUCACCUAAAAACAUUGUAUUGUGUAUUGUACGUGGAAUGAGAUAUAUAUAUAUA
Messenger RNA from Diprion similis, 1157 nucleotides. RefSeq lists its product as uncharacterized. Bases 318 to 1085 code for a protein of 255 amino acids. The transcript is spliced from 4 exons. The record is from RefSeq and is a predicted model, not a curated record. NCBI's taxonomy places the organism in Eukaryota, Metazoa, Arthropoda, Insecta, Hymenoptera, Diprionidae.